Penicillium odoratum is the source of this 3531-nucleotide messenger RNA. RefSeq lists its product as uncharacterized. Lineage: Eukaryota; Fungi; Ascomycota; Eurotiomycetes; Eurotiales; Aspergillaceae. Gene Ontology annotation, biological process: negative regulation of RNA catabolic process; regulatory ncRNA-mediated post-transcriptional gene silencing. The coding region runs from base 1 to 3531 and encodes 1176 amino acids. Gene Ontology annotation, cellular component: catalytic step 2 spliceosome. The record is from RefSeq and is a predicted model, not a curated record. The transcript has a single exon.
AUGAUACGCCCUGACCCCCAGAAAAAGGACAAAAAGUCCACUCCUAAGUUCGCCAGCUUCAAGCUACCCUCAGCCACUGAUACCGCGGAAUCGUCCGAUCGCCCUCAAAGCAAUUCUGAACGCGAUCAUAAGCCUCGGUCAUCACGACGAUCUGACGGAAACCACCAUGAAAGAGUGUCUGAUCGGCCAUCUCGCUCCAGUCACAGUUCCUCCAACCGACAUCGCUCGCGCCAACAUUCCAGACAUCGUUCUCGAGAACGUUCCCGGUCCCCCAGGGUAACCUCCAGACACCACCGAUCCCGAGAACGCGAUCUGCGUCGUCGAUCAAUCCAGUCCAGUGCAAACAAGGACAGUUUGCUGCUCCCCGAGCCAUCCCAAACAACUCCGAUCAAAUCAACGUGGCCGCAAUGGGCCUCGCAGGUCUCGACAGCAGAGGACUCCUACUCCGACUCCUCGCCCGAAUUCUUCAUUGAUUCCAGAGGAGACCAGGAUGCUCUCGCGUAUGGGACAGGGAACCGCUGGAAGGUCCCAUAUUAUCACCGAUUCGGUGGAGGCUUUGUGCUUGGUCUUGGUCGCACAUACCGAAUUGAUCGUGACCAGUCACAUGGAGAACAUGUAGUCUUGCGCCCAAGUUGGGUUGCAGACUCAUCGACGAGAGACGGAGACAAUCACCUUCUAUCUCAAGCUCGUAGCCUCCCGUUUCCCGAAUAUCGCGUGGGUGGCUCAGCGGCCUCUGGCCUUGAGCUAACUGCGGACUUCGUCAUGAUUGACGGACAGGAUUGGGGUGAGCCUUGUCCCCGCCCAGUUCACAACACUGAUCUUCAGGAAGAAAUCGCCGAUUUUGAACGACUGCUAAUAUCAACUUGGCCCCCAGCUACACGUGAUAUUGAACACCCUACCGAAGGAAUCGAUCUCGACGCCGAAAGAAAAUCUCGGAACGCAACCCUAUGGAAAGCGGUGGAAGAUAACCCCCAAGAUGUCGGUGCAUGGCUUAGGUUUAUUGACUACCAGGAUAUGUCGAUCCUCGGACCGCGAGACGAUUCUUAUUGCCUCACCCACGAUGAAAGGACCAGCCUUGCCGAUGUGAAGUUGUCCUUGUACGAUAAAGCCCUUAAACAGGCCAGCGAAAGCCCUCACAAAGAUCGCCUAUUGCUGGGCAGAUUGCAAAUUGGAGCACAGUUAUGGGAUUCCGAAAAAGUCUCAAACCAGUGGGAAAAGACUCUUCAGGACAACCCCGAGUUCAUUAGUCUAUGGGUCAAAUUCCUCAACUUUUGCCAAACCGACUCCCCGGAUUUCACCUUCGGGCAGUGUAUCGCUACCCAUGAGAAGUACUUGAGACUCGUUUCAUCCCUGAUCCCGCUUCGCCCCAACAUGGUUCAAGUUCUAGUCUACAUAUUCCUCCGUUUCACGAUUCUCUUCAGGGAAGCAGGCUUUAGUGAAAUUGCAGUCGGUCUUUGGCAGGCAGUACUUGAGUUUUGCUGUUUCAAGCCGGAAUUCGACAACACCAAUGAAAUCUUGUCAUCGUUCCGCGAUUUCUGGGAUUCAGAAGUGCCCCGCAUUGGGGAGGAUGGAGCAAAAGGUUGGAGAAACAACACAGCCUCAGACCCAGAUCCUACCACGACGCAGUAUUCGUCCAAUGUCUGCAAUUCCGAUGUGGCCUCUUGGGUAGAGGCAGAACGAGAGCGAAUGACAAAAUCUCAAUUGCCAUGGCGCAGCUUAGAUGGAUCAAUCCCUGAUGCCGACGACCCAAACAAAGUUCCUCUCUUUUGUGACAUUGAGCACAUUCUGCCGUUGUUCAUGAGUUUGACCCAGUCAGAUGAGCUGAUCGAUGCUUUUCUGUACUUUGGUCAGCUGCCACAUUUGACAUUUCCCAGCAAUAUCCAGACCACUAGGGUGUGGGGAUGGGACAACCUCUUACGGACCGAAUUUGUGGCAGAUCACCGCCUUGGGCUCUCCUCGUGGAUGCCGCCUCACGAUGAAAAUCAAAAGCCAGCAAAGCCUUUCCUCUAUCCCCUCCAGAACUUCUUGAACACUACUGACACGUUGUUCGCUUCGCCCAAUCAUUGGUUCUAUUCAUUCCAAUGGUGGGGCAAAUCCCAUUCAAUUCAACCGCCACUCAAGACCCACGAAUGGACGUUGCGCUCUUUGCGGCUUCUGGUGGAUCAACACCCAGAUGACGAGGAAUUAGCAGAAUAUGCUCUAGCGUUGGAGUUUGCAUGCGACCCUGUGAUGGGUAGGAAGAUUGCCAAGAAGACCGUGAAGAAGAGACCAUCGAGCCUGAGACUAUGGAAUGCUUUGGCAAUUAUGGAGUCAAGAAGUGAGGACACAGAGGGCCGAAAGAAAGCGAAUGGAGUUUGGGCGACCGCUCUUUCAAUGAGUCUUGAUUUCACAAAAACUGAGCAAAAAACAGACCGUGCUAUUCUUUGGCAGUCUUGGAUCUGGCAGUUCAUGGAAAGGGGAGAACAGACUCAGGCUUUGUAUCUGUUGCACAACAUAGCCGAGGCCAGGAUUGACCCGGAGCAAAUUCCAAAUGAAGAGACGUUUUUCACCCCUACCUCAACUGUCAAAGUACAGAAGUUUCUGCGUGAAUGCCAGGAACAAGCUUUGAUCGCUAGAAGAGCCCAGGCAUACGUGGCCUACACCGACUGCCUCGCUCUCAUUUACUAUCUCUCGAAUUGGCCGUUCGAGGCUGUCCUGGAUAUCUACGACAGUGCCGUCCUGAAGCUAAAGGGCUUGUCCCCGGACCGAGAGGCCUUCAAGGCAUUCACAGCGGAGCUACUCCAUCAAGCCCGCGCAAGGGUCGUGUACGACUCCCUAUGCCAAAAGGACCAUCACUACACCCCCAUGCAAGUCCGCGAGCUCUUCAGGGAGAGCAUAACCUUAUUCCCCCACAACACGAUCUUCCAAUCGAUCUGCAUGUGGAAUGAGUUCAGCAUCAUCCAAAUCGACCGGCUUCGAGAUCUACACAAAUUUGUCAAGGAGGACAUGGACAGCCAGUAUCAACUGGACGCCUCUCCAGUCAUUCCCCCGCAACGUGUCCCGAUCUCAAGCUACCUCCUUCCGAUCUGGAUCCAGCUCGCUAGCCCACGAUCCACCGGCCCCUCAUACUGGAUCGUACGUCCAGUAUUUGAGAAGGCGCUAGGCGAGGUCCUUGACCCUGCGGAAUUCCGCACAGGCGGAGUAGCUGUACGGAGCCGCUUUGGCGUGGAUAGCGCCAGAUCAAACCUCACGAUCUGGAAGCUGUAUAUGCUCUACGAACGUUACCACGCCAAGGACCUCGACGCUGCCAAGGCCGUUUUUUACCGCGCUAUACGGGCUUGUCCAUGGUCGAAGGAGCUGGUCAUGUUUGCCUUCGAGCACCUUCGCGACGGCAUGCCUGUCUCGCCUGGGGAGGUCACCCUGAAAGGCGACGGUCUGAAUGCUGACGAGCUGCGCCGGUUAGUCCUUGUGCUUGGUGAGAGGCAGCUUCGGCUGCAUCUCGAUAUCCGGGCCGAUAUCAUCCGGGCAGCUGACGAAAGUCAUGCCAGCUAG